AUGAUCGGCGAUCCAUACUGGGUCGACGAGAACUACCUCGCCGGUUGCUUCUCUCACACCGGCGACGUCGUCUCUAUCAAGAUCAUCCGCAACAAGAUAACGGGUCACCCCGAGGGCUACGGCUUCGUCGAGUUCGUCUCUCACGCGGCCGCUGAGUCUAUUCUUCAGUCUUAUAAUGGGCUUCAGAUGCCCGGCACCGAGCAGACCUUCCGGUUGAACUGGGCCUCUUUCGGCAUGGGCGAGCGGAGGGCCGACGGCGGCCCGGAUCAUUCGAUCUUUGUGGGGGACUUGGCGCCGGAUGUUACUGAUUACCUGUUGCAGGAGACCUUUAGGGCUCAGUAUCCUUCGGUUAGAGGGGCGAAAGUUGUGACCGACCCUAAUACGGGGAGGUCGAAGGGGUACGGGUUUGUGAAGUUUGGGGAUGAGACUGAGAGGAAUCGGGCGAUGACGGAGAUGAAUGGGAUGUAUUGCUCGACGAGGCCGAUGAGGAUCAGUGCGGAGGCAGCCAUAAGUUAA
Messenger RNA from Asparagus officinalis (garden asparagus), 516 nucleotides. Its product is annotated as polyadenylate-binding protein RBP47B'-like. Gene Ontology annotation, molecular function: mRNA binding. Gene Ontology annotation, cellular component: cytosol. NCBI's taxonomy places the organism in Eukaryota, Viridiplantae, Streptophyta, Magnoliopsida, Asparagales, Asparagaceae. The record is from RefSeq and is a predicted model, not a curated record.